Molecule: messenger RNA, 4600 nt
Organism: Zonotrichia albicollis (white-throated sparrow)
Lineage: Eukaryota; Metazoa; Chordata; Aves; Passeriformes; Passerellidae
Source: RefSeq, a predicted model, not a curated record
CUGUUCCAGUCAGGAGGAUUGGCAUUUGUGGAUUCCCAGUCCCAAUGAAAGGAUAAAAAAACCAAAUCAAAAGUAUCACCAAUGUCAUUAAAAAAGCCUAAAAUCCUAAAACCACAACUAUUUGGUCCUGCAAGUAUUAAUUAAAAAUACAGAAAAGUACUGAAAAUUGAGUAAAUAAGCACUUUAUCUUUAAAUAGGAAAGAGGGGAAAAAGUAAAACUAUUAACUUAUAGCACACUGAAAGUGUUUGCCUAUAGCUCUGUAUUGUGCUGUGACUUGGUCAUGCCUCAGGCCAGUUUCAUAUCAGAACAGCUCAAACAACACCUUAUAGGUGUUAAAAUGGCCCUUUUCUUUAUGGUAUCCGCCCUUCCCAAAUAUCAAAUAUUUCCUUUUAAACUUGAGGCUUGAUAAUUGUGAGAAUCAGCUCUGACUUACUUCGAACUAUCUAGCAAGGAAGGCGUUUCUUGGCUCAGAAGUUCUGGCUUAACUUCACUGAUGUUUUAUAUGGCCAGAGCAGUGUAAAAGACUUGAAAGAGAUGUAGCUGAUGGAGAAUAUGUGCCAACCUUUGAUGUAAGAGAGAACACUAUCAAGUCUUGCCUCCAGAUAUAUGCCUGCCCCCUUGAUGGCUCACACUUUUGAAACUACAGUAAACACAUGCACCAAAAAAUAUCUGACAUGCAAAACAGUGCACUGCCAUAUUUCUUGUUAGAAUCUGUGGGAAAUGUAGUGGACCAGUUAGAGUUGAGCAAAUACAAUGGUAACUAUCCACCAAUGACUUGGAUCUUACUUCUCACUCUGAGAAGUAACUCCAUGGGAUAUAAUCAGUAAAAAAAGAACCAUGUUUAAUUAGGCUGCAAGCUGUGAAAAGUCCUGAUCUUUCUUCAAACAGGCAUCUUCUCUUUAUUAGAUACUCAGUCAAUGUGUUUGUAACUAGUAGCAUCUAGAGAAAACAUGUUGUUAAAAUUGGUCUGAAAAUCAACCUGGAUCAGUCAAGCUUAAGUUAGGGGGGAAGUGUCCCCUCCUGAAGCCUUAGAAACCUCUUAGAGUUUUAGAAACUAUAGUUGUUCUAACUUCAUUCAAUGGUCACUUGCACUGACAUGUACACAGGACCCGUGACGCUUUCAGGACUAAUGGUCCUGCUAAGUGGUACUGACAGCAAAUAACAUUUAAUAUGUGCUGAAAGGAGGCACAAAUGGAGAAAGAUUACAGCUGAUGUUUUAAGAAGAAAUUAAGAGGUUAGUACAGAUAGUUGUGAUUCUAAAACUCAGAUUUUUUUUUUUUUUGGUGCUUGAAUUUCUACGCUUAAUACAGUUAUUCAGUUAGUUUCUGUCCUUUGUUCUUAGGUACAGCAUACAGAGGGACACAAAAAUCAUUAAACUUGAAAUUUUAUGGGCUGAGAGGAUUUUUCUACAUGGUCUGUGGGAAAAGACAUCACUGAGAAGUCAUCCAUUUGGAAAACUAUUUGCUGCUCUGUAACUUUUUCCCCCUUAUAUCUUUCUCUAGGUUUGCAACAAUGGUAAGGGAAGAUGUACAUGACAGUGAAGAUUCUGAACCAUCAGUAUGUGAGAGAAAUGGCAUGAUUCCUAUGCAUGAGCAAAGUGAGCAGGAACCAACAGCAGGUGCCAAAGGUACUGAUGGGAAUGCACAAACAGAAGAAACUGCUCUCUUAGACCACUGCACUCAGCAACCUCCAGAGCCAACAGCAGAGUCUUCAAUACCUGCAAGAACAUGGAGGCAAAUAUUUGCUUGUCCUCCUCAGGGUUUACUGGCCCAGACAGUGACAAAUGUUGCAUUUGUGGUUCUGGUUUGGGCUGUGGUUUGGUCCAUUACUGGGGCUGAGUGUCUCCCAGGUGGAAAUCUCUUUGGAAUUCUGUUUCUUUACUUCUUUGCUGUCAUCGGAGGUAAAAUUUUUGGAUUCAUUAAGAUAGGAACACUACCCCCUCUCCCUGCUCUUCUGGGGAUGCUACUUGCUGGUUUCCUAAUCCGAAAUACCCCGUUCAUCAGUGACUUUGUCCUGAUAAACCUGCGCUGGUCUGCAGCACUGAGGAACAUCGCUCUUUCCAUUAUCUUGACCCGAGCAGGACUCGGCCUGGAUCCAAAGGCUCUUAAGAAGCUCAAAGCUGUCUGUUUACGGCUUGCUUUCGGACCGUGCCUCUCAGAAACAGGCACAGCUGCUGUCCUUGCCUACUUGUUCCUGCAUUUGCCAUGGCAAUGGGGAUUUAUAUUAGGUUUUGUUUUAGGUGCAGUCUCCCCUGCUGUGGUGGUUCCCUCCAUGCUGAUUUUACAAGCUGGGGGAUAUGGGGUGGAGAAAGGUGUCCCAACUUUGCUAAUGGCAGCUGGCAGCAUUGAUGACAUUCUGGCUAUCACAGGCUUCAACACUUGCCUUGGGAUGGCUUUCUCUUCUGGUUCUACUCUGUACAAUGUGCUUCGUGGAGUGCUGGAGGUCACUGUUGGAAUAGCAGCUGGGGGAAUUCUGGGAAUGUUUAUUCGACAUUUCCCAAGCCAUGAUCAGGCAUCUUUGGCAUGGAAGAGAUCGUAUUUUAUACUUGGACUGUCCAUGUUUGCUGUUUUUGGCAGCAUCUACUUUGGCUUCCCUGGAUCAGGAGGACUUUGCACAUUAGUCUUAGCUUUUGUUGCAGGUGUGGGAUGGUCUGAUGAAAAGAGAGAAAUAGAAAAAAUUGUGGCAGUUGCAUGGAAUAUCUUUCAGCCUUUUCUUUUUGGUUUAAUUGGAGCAGAAGUAUCCAUUACAUCUCUUAGGCCUGAAACUGUUGGGCUCUGUGUUGCUAUAUUAGGCAUCGCCCUGGUUGUGCGGAUCAUAGCAACGUUCCUGAUGGUGUCCUUUGCUGGGUUUAAUUUCAAGGAGAAGGUAUUUGUCUCACUGGCAUGGAUUCCCAAAGCCACUGUCCAGGCUGCAAUAGGUUCUCUUGCCCUGGAUACAGCAAGACAACAUCAAGAUGAGCAAAAGGAAAAGUAUGGAAUGGAUGUACUGACAGUAGCUUUCUUGGCUAUCUUGAUCACUGCUCCAGUUGGAGCCCUGGUUAUUGGCUUGGCAGGGCCCAGACUUCUGCAGAAGGCUCAGACAAAGAGCAAGGAGGAUGAGGAAGGUGCAGAGGUUGGUGAAGAGGCAGAGGCCUGUGAACCUUCGUAAACAGACAACUGCAGCAGUCUGGUCCUUCAACCCUGACACUUCUGCUGUAUAAAGGUGGCAUGUCUGAUCUUGCUGAAGGAACCUAAAACUAUCAGUCACCCCUGCUAUUUUUAAAGCAGCCCUGGUGGAGUUCUAUAAAAUAGUUUUAUGUGAAGAUGGUGCCUUGAGAUGAAAUAGCUGAACAUACAGUGAAUAAGAUGACCUGGCAGUGAGUCACUGAGUCAAGACUGACUUGAAAUGUGUGGGUGGUGAGGCCAAGGAGAGGGUCAGAAUUGUUGAGGUGUGGAGUGGGGCAUGAGGUAGAAUAUAAGCCAAAAAAAAUGGAGACUAAUGUGAAUAACUUCUUGAUGGUUGAAACUGGGCUGUGAGAUGACAAGUUAUACAACUCAAAGAAAGCAACUUCAAAGUAAGUGGUUGUUGAUACAUAGUGAACAAGUCCUCCAUCAGUUAGUUAGUGAUUGGUGAUUGAUCAGUUGGUGAUUCCCUCUCCUUCCUCGGUUGUGUUCCAAAACUUGCCUUUCCCUAUUGCUGUUCUUCCUCACAGCUGAUGCACUCUUUUGUGCCUUCAAGGACUGUCAGCUCUGGUCAUACAGCAACUGGUACUUACAUGCUCAAAGAGACAGUUGGGGCCAUCAUAGACUGGUAAUAAAGAUGUUGGUGCCAGCAGAAAAAAGGACAGAGCCUGAAAAUGCGAUGAGGGUUGUGGGAUGGCUGUAAGGACUGGGGGAGGGUUGUACGGGAUUGGGAUGGCUGCUUCUUCACCUGUGUACCUCAGCCUUCACACAACAUGAUGUCAAGAGAGACAUGCUGUUCUACAGCCAGGAGUAACCUCUGUUGAUCAAAAUCCUACUCUUGCCUUUCAGGUUUGGUAUCACUUGACAGGUAACAGCAAAUCUGUCUGGCUCCAAGGAAGUUGUUGGUAACUCCAUUCUGAGGCACAGGGUCAGUACAGCAUCCCUCAAAAACUGGAAGUUACUGUGUUAUUUUUUGGAAAGGCUAUUAGAUUGUGCCUGUAACUGAGGUGGGCAACACUCUCCUGCAGAUUGCUACACUACAGUUCACUGAACUCAUUUUACUGCAUCCUGUGUAGAAUACAUUUGAUGGUGUCCAGGUUUUGGCAUUAGUAAGAACAAAUAAUUUCUAUUUUAGCUUUUAAAUUUUUAAUAUGCAAAACAAAAAAAAGUACAAAAAUACUUUUAUCUACUUAAAUACUUCUAAUGUUGACACUGUACUAUUUGCAGGUAAGCUCUAUAUGUAGCUAUACAGAUGAGCUGUAUAUGUAGCUGUACAUGCAUGCCUUUGUAUAAGCCUUACUCUCUAAGCAAAAAGAAAGCUUCCUGAGAAAUAGUUCAGUUUCAUUGCCUGCAGUUCCAGCACAAUGAUAAAAAUGUCAGGAAAUUUAUCUGUUAAGUUUUCCCCUAACAGUUAUCAAGUACAUUAUAUUUCUCUUAA